Messenger RNA from Monodelphis domestica (gray short-tailed opossum), 3642 nucleotides. It is a transcript of the gene JPT2, whose product is annotated as Jupiter microtubule associated homolog 2. NCBI's taxonomy places the organism in Eukaryota, Metazoa, Chordata, Mammalia, Didelphimorphia, Didelphidae. Gene Ontology annotation, cellular component: nucleus. The record is from RefSeq and is a predicted model, not a curated record.
AAGCGGCCCCUGUGCCUGUUGAGGGGGGUGGUGGGAGCGGGAACAGUGCUGCUCCGCUUGCGGUGCCGGAGGACUGCUGCUGCCGCUACGGCUCCCACCACCGUUACCACUGCCGCAGCCGCAGCCGCAGCCGCUCCCGACAUGUUCCAGGGGCUAGAGAACGAAGGCGGCAAGUCAAAUUCCAGGGGAAUGAAACCUCCUGGAGGAGAUUCAAGCAAUCUCUUUGGAACUCCAGAAGAAGUUAAUCCUUCAAAUAGGCCAAAUAGAAUGGCAUCUAAUAUUUUUGGAGCAUCCAAGGAGCCUCAGAAUACACCUAAAAGGUCAAAUCCUCCAGGAGGCAAAGAAAGUGGUAUCUUUGAAGAGCCUUCUCCUGUGCAGGCUCGGUAUCGUUUGAAUCCCCCUGGUGGGAAGGCCAGUGACAUCUUUGGGUCUCCAAUCACCAUUACUGCGCCCAUAGCACACCCAAACAAGCCCAAGGAUCAUAUUGUCUUAUAUGAAGGUGAGGACACAAAAUUGCAACUUGGAGGUGAGAAGAUAAUUUCUAUUCCCUCUCUGUUCUUUAAAAAGCUACAGAGAAUACACAAUCUUCAAGAGAAGAAACUGAUGAAAAAUGUGACCAAGGAAAGGAGGAACAAGUCAAGGAAACUGAAUCUAAAAUCAAGAUUGACAACCAUGAGCCCAGGCUGGGCCCCAGGCCUCGAUCACACAACAAAGUCCUCAACCCCCCAGGUGGAAAAUCCAGCAUCACUUUCUACUAAAGAAAACUAAUACCAGUAUCUUCAGACUAGAAAUUCUUCUCUUAGGGUGUCAAGGUUUAUAAUAGUCUAUUUAGUACAAGUUGGGGUGGGAGGGGAAGGGAGGGGCUGAUCAUUUAUGUGAAGAUUUUCAUGUAGCUCAUUGCUCGCACUUGUCUUCUAGAAACAGCUAGGGCUAUAUAGGACCAGGGACACUGAACUUUUCAGGGAACUAAGAAAAUAAGGGAGCAAUAAGAAAUUCCCCAGGUUCACAUCUAAGAAUUAAUUCAAAAAUGAGAGAAUCUUUGAUAGAGUAAAAGAAGAUGGGGAGGUUCGAAUCUUCAUAAAUACUAGGAACAUAAAUGUUUUUGGUGGUACAUCUAGGGAUGGUCCUGCAGCAAUAGCCAUUGAUGGUGUCACUAAGAGACUAGAAAACCCAUGUAAAUGAUGUGUUAGACAACUUCAAGGAAUGUUCCCCCUCCCUUGUCUGGUAAAGGGAUACAACUUGUGUUUCAAAUGGGUAAUGGGUGAUUUGACUCACAGACUACUUAAACUAGAGAAUGAUGAUCCAGAGCCUUUAACUUUUAUUGGGAACACUACUAAUUUCUGAGAAAACGGGUGUUGAAUCUAUUUGUGUCCUUUUUUAAGUUUGCCUCCAUGAUGCAUAGUUCUACAGACAUCUUAUGAGUCUUUUUGUCCUCUUUCCCACAAAAACCAGGGAAAGAAUCACUAAGCUAUACCUUGACAGGGAUAUUGGGCUUGUUUGACCUCUGCAAGUGCUUAUCAGUCAAGCCAAUUUUCUCCUUUUCCCUUGUUUGUAGACCUUUUCUUAAUGGCAGAUUUUUGCACCCAGAUCUUGCAGGUGCAACUAUAACUUCUGUAAUCUAGAAGCCUUUGGUCUAAUCUUAGAUAAAAAUACCUGCCUUAUGCAAGAGAAUAAGUUGGAUCUCUUAUUACUGAUUUUUAAAGUGAAUAAUUUAUCCCUGCUGUUCUCAUAAGCCUUAAAGCUUUUGACUGCCUCUGCAGUUCACCAAUGAUGUGAACUCUAUUACUUUCAUAAACCACAAUUCUUUUGUAAGUGGGGGGGCCUUCCAGUCUUUUUUAAAGGCCUCAUUAACCUAUCUAAUUUUUUCUUUACAUUUUGGUUAUUCAUAUUUUUCUAAGACAUUUUUUUACUAUGAUCAGUUGAUGGGGGAGGAGAGAAAAUCACUGAGAACCUUUAGUUUUUCAAAAUAAACAUUUUGGACAAAUAUUUAAAGAGCCAUUUUUAAUCCUGUUCAAAUAGCCUCACAAACUGCUAAUAAUUUGAACCACUUAUGACAUCUUUUUAAAAAAGUAAAUUACAUAGCUAUACUAAAGACUAAACAGUUAAAAAUCCCUUGUAUUUUAGUGAUUACUCAUUUGAAAGAAUUUCUGCAGUCUCCUGUUCAACGAAACUGGAAGCAUUAGAUCUGGAUAUUAACUACAUUGAUAGCAUUGAAAUCAAGUGUAUAAAAUGAAUUUUUCAAGUGGAAAUAAUGGGCUGCCAUUUUCUUAGAACUAUUGUAAUUACAUUUAAUUAUAGAAUCAUAUCCCUUUGAUCCAUUUAGGAAAAUGCUCCUCAGUCAGACUAAAUAACACAAUGUUUUACAAUUCCUUUACUUCUUACAUUUUGGAACAUUUGUUAUUACCAUGUAAGUAGAGCAGGUGAGGUUUUAUGAUGGUGUGUUUCAUGAUGUAUAUGAAUACCUGUAAGAAGAGCAUCAAAUGUUGGAAAUAUUAUUCUACUUAGAAUAUUUAGCAAACUGACAUCUUUUAUGAUUAUGCACUCAUUGCCCUCAAUAUUUAGGUGGCUGUAGGAAAUUGCUGCAAAACAGUUUUUACUUGGCAAAUUGCAGGGAACUAGCAUAUGAAAUUAAUUAGCCAAAGAUUUUUACCUCUUUAAGAUUCCCUGAUGAUUUUGGAGAUUGCUUUAUAGCCAAGAUAAUCUUGCUGUUUCCUAUAAGCUUAUAAAGUACAGACAAUAUCCAAUUUAACCAAAUGGGUUUGUGUUCUAAGAGACUGGAAGUCUUGUUUAAAACCAGGAAGUCAUUUUUAGUAGAAAUAAUGUUGUAAAUGGUGAUUAAAUUCUUAACCUAAAUCACAGAAAUCUACUUAAUCCAGAAUAGAGCUGAAUUGUGGAACCUAAUCACCAUUUAUAAAAAUGUGUCUAUGGAAAAAAAAAAUUUGGAUGCUAGUUUAGGGUGGCAAAAACAUAAUCUUUCUCAGCCAUAUCCCUAGCAAUAGUGAUUCUCCUUUCCCAUCUGAAUUCCAAAAUUCUAAGCCUCUAAUGAUGAUUUCCAGAGCAAGAAAUCCAGCAGAAUGAGGUGGUAAAUGAUAGGGAUGGAGUUUCCAUUAAGAGAAAAUUAGUAGUAGUCAGAAGUGUUGUUCUAAAUACCCGCAGUAGAAUAAUAUUUUCCCUUCCCUCCUAACUUCCUUGUCUCUUGCUGUAUCUUCUUGCUGUAAAACCUGGAACUGGUGUAGAGGAGCUCUGGAAGGGAGAGGAAUGAAAAGUAGCUCACAAGAAUGAAAUUGGUUAGCAAGACAGUGUUCCUGCAUCUGUACUCAUUUGUAUGUAAAGUGGAGGUAUACAUGUCUGGCUGACUGUAUAUGUUUGUUGGGACUGCUUGUAUUUGGAAGAUCCAAAGACUCUUGGCAUCCUACUCAGUCACUUCUAAAAUGCAUUAAGAAAUUGAUCUUGUAUUUUUUUAUUAUGCCUUAAAACUUGUUUUUUAAAUGCAGUUGGUGCCAACAUUUUUUCUAAAACUAUGUCAAGAAACUUUGCGCUUAUAUUUCACAGUGUAAUUUUGAUGGGACAUUUUCUUACUUUUGCAGGGCAGAAAUGAGAAUAACAGUUGCAUUAAAUCUGGCGAUCAUGUAGCCAAAAUUG